AGAGGAAUAGAGACUGUAGAGAGAAAGAGAGAUCGCCAUGGCAACGAAGUCAGUUUCUUCCUUGACCAUAUUUUUCAUCCUCUUUCUGGUUAUCUUUGAAGUGUCGGAGUCGACAAAUGCGCAGGAUAGAAAAUGCCUGAAAGAGUACGGCGGCAACGUGGGUUUCAGCUUCUGUGCGCCUAAGAUAUUUCCGUCAUUCUGUUAUCGGAGAUGCCGUGACAACAAGGGCGCUAAAGGUGGAAGAUGCCGUUCGGGAGCUGGUGGUCUGAUAUGCUUAUGCGACUUCUGCAGCGACAAGCCUUGAUCAGCCAUCGCUAAACGCUUUGUCAAUACACGCACACGCUUACAUUGUGUCAUGAUGGUUUGUGUAAUAAAUUAAGGUCAAUUAUGGUCCAAGUAAUAAUAUUACUAAUGAAUAAGUGAUAUAAAACAGACACGUACGAUUUUGUUUCUGUAAGGAUAAGUAUGUGUUAUCAACUCAUCAUCAUUUUCUUUGGCAUCCUUUAA
Molecule: messenger RNA, 507 nt
Organism: Eutrema salsugineum
Lineage: Eukaryota; Viridiplantae; Streptophyta; Magnoliopsida; Brassicales; Brassicaceae
Product: defensin-like protein 193
Exons: 2
Coding region: 38-304 (88 amino acids)
Biological process (GO): defense response
Cellular component (GO): extracellular region
Molecular function (GO): sodium channel inhibitor activity
Source: RefSeq, a predicted model, not a curated record